This is a messenger RNA of Nelumbo nucifera (sacred lotus), 1841 nucleotides long. Its product is annotated as ATP synthase gamma chain, chloroplastic. Gene Ontology annotation, biological process: proton motive force-driven ATP synthesis. Gene Ontology annotation, cellular component: chloroplast thylakoid membrane. Gene Ontology annotation, molecular function: proton-transporting ATP synthase activity, rotational mechanism. Lineage: Eukaryota; Viridiplantae; Streptophyta; Magnoliopsida; Proteales; Nelumbonaceae. The record is from RefSeq and is a predicted model, not a curated record.
GAGAGUUUGCAAAUUGCAACUCAGCCUCCAUCAGUUGGUCGAAAUUUGCCCUAGUCCUAAUCUCUCCCUUCAGCAGAAACAUAAAACGGAGAAGAGCCACAAUUCAUCAUUUCAUCAUAUAUAUAUGGCCUUUGAGUUGAGACGCUUCACACCACAAUCUCCAACGGUCAAAAUCCUUAUCCCCAAACCCAAUCCAAACCUCGCCCAAUCCCUCAAUCUACCGUUUCCCUCCACACCUUUUUUCGCCCCCCAAAACGAAAAGAAAUAGAAGAAAUAAACAUUCAACACUCACAGAACUUCUUCUCUCUCUUCCCUCUUCCCUCUGUAGAUAGAUCUCUGCAGAGCUAAGAAAAUUCAUCCUGACCAUGUCUUGCUCCAAUCUAACGAUGUGGGUCUCCUCCAAGCCCUCACUCUCCGACCCUUCCUCAAUCUCCUUUCGAUCUCUUCUCAACCCAUUUCGUCUCCCUUCCCACAGUUCAGCAACCAGUAUCCCCUCUCGCUCAUCGUCGACGAACCCAAUCCAAUGUGGUCUCCGCGAGCUUCGCGAGCGUAUUGAUUCCGUGAAGAACACACAAAAGAUCACAGAGGCAAUGAAGCUUGUCGCUGCCGCUAAGGUCCGAAGAGCCCAAGAAGCCGUCGUCAAUGGCCGGCCUUUCUCCGAGACACUCGUUGAGGUUCUGUACAACAUAAACGAGCAACUCCAGACUGAAGACAUCGAUGUUCCUCUAACUAAGGUCCGCACUGUUAAAAAGGUCGCAUUGGUUGUUGUCACCGGCGAUCGGGGUCUCUGUGGUGGCUUCAACAACGCAAUUAUCAAAAAGGCAGAGUCCCGGAUUGCAGAAUUGAAGGAUCUCGGCCUAGAUUACACUGUUAUAAGUGUGGGUAAAAAGGGUAACUCCUAUUUCCUCCGCAGGCCCUAUAUUCCUGUUGAUAGGUUUCUUGAAGGUGGGAGCCUUCCUACGGCGAAGGAAGCUCAGGCCAUCGCCGAUGAUGUGUUCUCACUCUUUAUAAGUGAGGAGGUCGAUAAGGUGGAGCUCUUAUACACCAAAUUCGUGUCCUUGGUCAAGUCUGAUCCUGUGAUCCACACAUUGCUUCCACUUUCACCCAAGGGAGAGAUUUGUGAUAUUAAUGGUAAUUGUGUGGAUGCUGCGGAGGAUGAAUUGUUCAGAUUGACAACCAAGGAAGGAAAACUGACAGUGGAGAGGGACGUUGUGCGAACCCCAACUCCGGAAUUCUCACCCAUUCUGCAAUUCGAGCAGGACCCAGUUCAGAUCCUUGAUGCACUUCUGCCUCUCUAUCUAAACAGCCAGAUUUUGAGGGCGUUGCAAGAAUCAUUGGCAAGUGAGCUUGCAGCGAGGAUGAGUGCAAUGAGCAAUGCCACUGACAAUGCAGUCGAGUUGAAGAGGAAUCUCUCAAUUGCCUACAAUCGGGAACGCCAGGCCAAAAUCACGGGUGAGAUAUUGGAGAUUGUUGCAGGAGCUGAAGCCCUUGCGUAGUUUGAUUUGAGUCUGGUUCUUCGACCCCUUCCCUUCAUUGUUAUUCUCUUUUACUCUAUUGUUAUCCCUAUAUUUUUGUGGUUAUUUUCUAAUUCAUUCAGAUAUGCCUGUUUAAGAAGACUUAUUUAGAAUAGACAGCUUCUUAGUUUUAAUCCACGGCUGUGUGCAUGCUUCCCUUAUAAUGAGAAUCACAAUGUGGAUUUGGAUCAAAAGGAUGUUCCAUGUCAAACUGUGUUCUUAUAUUCAUAAUACUUGUAUCAUAUUGGAGUUCUUUGCUCCAUGGACUACUAAAGUUAUCUGUUAAUAUUUGGGUGGAAAUAAUAGUUCGGCAUUGUUCAAUCUCAA